UCAUUUUAUUUUGAAGGAGCUAAUUUCAUCUGAAAGUGAAACAAGCAAGCGGGAAGAGUAGCCUACCAUCAUGACGCAAAUGAAAAACUUCUUCUAGAAGUGACUUUUCGCUAUAAAAGAAGGUUUGCCUGACAGCAGAAUUAAAGAAGACGCUGCUUUUCGCUUUUUGGUGAGCACAGUGAGCUGAGAACCAGGCCUGUGUUGGUGGGUUUGGGUCUGUGAUGGAUAGGCUGACACUGUCCCGCAUAGACGAGGAGCUGGACUCCUCUGAGGUUGCAGCUCUCUGCUUCUUGUGUCGUGAUGUUGUCAACAGGAAACGCCUGGAGGGGAUCAGAGAUGCAAAGGGACUGUUCUUCAGACUAGAAGAAAAAUGCCUGCUGGAGAACGAACUCUUCCUUUCUCAGCUGCUCUCCACUAUCCAUCGAGCAGAUCUCCUCCGCCUCCUGGAGACAGACAGCAGACAACCAGAGGAAACCGAUGCAUAUCCCGUCCUGUCGGAUUACAGGGUGAUGCUGUACAAAAUCUAUGAGGACAUGACUCGGGAAAAUCUUGAAAAGAUGAAGUUCCUUUUGAGCAACCAGCUGGGCAGAAGACAAGUUGAGACAUGCAAUACAGCACUGGAUGUGUUUGCUGAAAUGGAAAAAAUUGACUUACUGUCGAAUACGAAACUUCAUGAGCUGCAGACAGUACUGCAGCAGUUGGAUCAACAACUGGUAUUGACUGUAGAGCGCUACGUGAAAGGUGAAACCCAGCCACGUCCUCCUCGCAUCAGCAUGGAUUACCAGGGGGUCAACAACCCCCCCCAGCCGACUGAACCUGUUCUGUCGAUAACUGAGACUCGGUCCAGCUAUGAAGGAGAGAGUGUUUACCCUGAUUCACAGUCCUCAUUUCUAACUGAUCAGACAGAGUACUAUGCCAUGAACCAUAACCCUCAUGGUUUGUGUGUGGUCAUCAACAAUGAGGAAUUCCAGGGAAAACAGCUGAGAGAUAGAAAAGGGACUCAGGAGGAUGAGAAGGCUCUGCAUAAAGUGUUCACCCACCUUGGCUUUGAAGUGGUGGUACACAACAACUUGACUGCAGAAGACAUUCGACUUGUACUAAAAGACCUCAGCGGAAGGGAUUUUUUUGCUGAUGAUGCCUUGGUGGUAUGCGUGCUUUCCCACGGAGAAAAGGGUUGUGUCUUUGGGACGGAUGAGAAGCAGGUGUCCAUUCGAGAACUGACACAGCCCUUCACAAGUGUACGAGCUCGCACCUUGGCGGGGAAGCCCAAACUGUUCUUCAUCCAAGCGUGUCAGGGAAGCGGCUACCAGAGAGGAUCUGUGCCGUGUCGCCCGAUGCUGAGGCAGGAGGAAGGGGACAAAGAGGUGGAGGAAGACGCAGGUCCUGUGCACAGCGAGACUGUGCCCUCAGAUGCUGAUUUCCUGCUGGGCAUGGCCACCGUGCCAGAGUGCAAGUCGUUUCGAAACACUUCCACAGGCUCCAUCUACAUCCAGGAGCUGUGCAAGCAGCUGAUGAGGUCUGCACAAAGCUCGGAGAAUGAUGAUAUACUCGCUGUCCUGACACGUGUGAACAGGGAGGUCAGCAAGGGACAAUAUUUAUACUACAAACAAAUGCCGGAGCCCAAAUACACCCUCACCAAGAAGCUUGUCUUCAAAUGUGUUAGCUGACUGCAGGGACCGUGUGUGUGUGUGUGUGUGUGUUUUUUAAUCUCUAUAUGGUAAAAGUUGGAUGAAUUUGAAAGUCAGUGUCUUUGUAUUUAUCGAGAAGCUGAUGUCUCUUUAUCUUAACAAAAAAGCAUCACUGUGAAUAAAGUGUUACAGGAGCCAUUAA
Messenger RNA from Micropterus dolomieu (smallmouth bass), 1830 nucleotides. Its product is annotated as caspase-8-like. The record is from RefSeq and is a predicted model, not a curated record. Gene Ontology annotation, biological process: proteolysis; negative regulation of extrinsic apoptotic signaling pathway via death domain receptors. Bases 222 to 1667 code for a protein of 481 amino acids. Lineage: Eukaryota; Metazoa; Chordata; Actinopteri; Centrarchiformes; Centrarchidae. Gene Ontology annotation, molecular function: protein binding; cysteine-type endopeptidase activity. The transcript is spliced from 12 exons.